UCACCAAAAUGACGUCGACCAACUAGGUCGCGCUUGGCAACGCAGGGGCCAUACUGUCUUUCGAAAAAUAGCAACAGUGUUUGUGAAAUUCCAUUCAGUCGGCCCAGGCAACUUACAAGAUUGCUUAGACGGGCUAUUGUUUUUGUAUAAUAAUAACUAUUUAUCGAUAAUGUAGCCGAAAGGAAGUGAAUUUUGUCCUAGAACGGGCUAUACAAGACAUUUGUUUUCAUGGAAGUAUGUCCACACGGGUGAAGCCUCUGUCUGUGCAACGGACUUUCUCAUUGUUGACAUCGGGAGAUAUGUAUACUCAUAAUACCAUCGAUACCACCCAUCACCUCCCUCCUCUUGCAAGCCAGACAGUUGGUGGCGCCCAUAAUGCACACGGGAGUAGCCAGAGCGUCAAAGUCCAGCAGUUAUUCGAAGAUCACAAACAUCACGACAAAAGGGAAGUUAUUCAAAAUGGCGACCAAGACCAGCAAAGAACCAACUCAAAUCAAGCUAUCAACACCACUGGGGUUAGACCGAGUUCAAGUAACGGUUCUUUGGCCAGUAAAAGUGGGUCGGCAGCACGGAGAAGUAAUACCAUGAGCCCGGAAGUUGCUAUGAAACAGUACAUGCACAAACUCAGUUCAUUUGAGCAUCAUGAAAUAUUUAAUUAUCCACAAAUUUAUUUUGUGGGUCAAAAUGCUAAAAAACGACAAGGGGUAAUAGGAGGUGCCAGCAAUAAUGGUUAUGAUGACGAAAAUGGUUCCUAUGUUCACAUUCCUCAUGAUCAUAUCAGUUAUCGAUACGAAGUUUUAAAAGUUAUUGGUAAAGGCAGCUUUGGUCAGGUUGUGAAAGCCUAUGACCACAAAGUUGGUACACACAUCGCUUUAAAAAUGGUUCGCAACGAGAAACGCUUUCAUCGACAAGCACAAGAAGAAAUCCGAAUAUUAGAACAUCUGAAGAAACAGGAUAAAGAAAAUAACAUGAAUAUCGUGCACAUGCUAGAACAUUUCACUUUUAGAAACCAUAUAUGCAUAACUUUUGAACUUUUAAGCAUGAAUUUAUAUGAACUGAUCAAGAAGAACAAAUUUCAAGGUUUUAGUUUACAAUUAGUUCGUAAAUUUGCGCACUCAAUAUUACAGUGUUUAGAUGCCUUGUAUAAAAAUCGUAUUAUUCACUGUGAUCUCAAACCUGAGAAUAUCCUGUUAAAACAGCAGGGAAGAAGUGGCAUUAAAGUGAUCGAUUUCGGUUCUAGUUGUUAUGAGCAUCAGAGAAUAUACACGUACAUCCAGUCGCGAUUUUAUAGAGCACCGGAAGUUAUAUUAGGAGCUAAAUACGGAAUGCCGAUAGAUAUGUGGAGUUUAGGUUGUAUUUUAGCGGAGUUGUUGACUGGCUAUCCGUUAUUCCCCGGAGAAGAUGAAGGUGAUCAGUUGGCGUGUAUUAUAGAAUUACAGGGCAUGCCCCCUCAAAAGCUCUUGGAUCAAUCAAAAAGGGCACGUAAUUUUAUUAGCUCUAAGGGCUAUCCACGGUAUUGUUCUGUGACCACUUUACCAGAUGGCAGUGUAGUAUUAAAUGGUGGACGAUCACGAAGAGGAAAACCUAGAGGAAGUCCCGGAAGUAAAGAAUUAGUCACAGCUUUAAAGGGUUGCGAUGAUCCAAUGUUUUUAGAUUUCAUGCGUCGAUCUUUAGAUUGGGAUCCAUCUGUGCGUAUGAAUCCAAGUCAAGCUUUACGACAUCCCUGGCUGAGAAGACGUCUACCUCGAGCUCCACAAAAUGAGAGCCGGGCUGACUCCGGGGCGAGGCGCAACUCCUCGGGAACUCGAGGCUCGGCCAUGCCAAAACUCUCAAAUGGUACAAUAACUUCUAGUGCAAAAUCUCGACAACUUGCGAUGCAAGAUGAUAUUCAUUCCCAAAUGAACACACGGACCAAAUUACCACAAAUUGGAUCUACUUUGUAAAAUUCCAGGAGAAAAUUAUUAGUGUGUUGUGUUCCUAAAAAGGUUGUAAAUAUUAAUUAAAGUUCAUAUCAUGGCAGAUCAAAAUAAUUCUAUUUAUUUAAAGUCAAAAGAACAAACGGUAUUGAGGACAGACCAGGUAAAAGAAUUUAUUUUGUAGUGCAGUUUGUUAGCCGUCCAUGCGUUCAGCUGCUUUAUUAUUAUUUUUUUUUUGAUUUAAUUUAUUUAAGUUGUGUGCAAAUUCCUUAUUCAUCAAUUUUAUUAGUGUGAACUAUUCUAAAGAUAACAACUGAGAGUCAGUCUGGAUGAUAGUGUAUUGUUAUGAUGUCAAUCUUGAUUACACAAGUCUCAAUAUAUCAAAGCGGGGGGGGCAUUUUAAGUAGUGAAAUAUUUAUGAGUUUGGUUGUUAAGAAAAUGUGUGAAGAAGCAAGUUGUGGCUUGUAUUAGAUUAUAUAUAUUUAUAGGCUACGAUACAUGAAAUGUGAAUCUAUUGAACUGUUUUAUGAUAUUGACUAUGUUUGAACUGUGCUGUGUGGAUGAAUGUAACUUAUAAACAAAUUGAAAUUGUAACCAAUACUAACAUAUUAAAUGUAGACUUGGUUAAUCGAAAGGCGAUCUCUGUUGUUGGUGGUGAACUCGAGUCUUUAUUUAUAUUUUCUGUUUUAUUUCGAUUUCAUUUUCGUUAAAUUACACAAAUUGUACAACUGUCUGAUUUUACUCUGAAAACUGUUCAACUACUAGUUUUAUUAAUGUGUAUUUUAUCGCAAUUAUGGAUUUAAUUUUUACAAAGAAAUGGAUUUUUAUUACGUGAAUGAAAUUUUAAAAUUUUGACGACGUACUUGCAGUACGAUAUGAUUAAUAUCUGGGGUAAAACUGAUAAAAAUUGAUGUGAAAUAUAUAUUUUCAAGUUUUACGAGUUUGUACAAUAAUUGUAUAGUCGUUGAGCUAAUUUUGAUAUUGUAAAUUACCUGCGUGUGUUUUUAUUUUCACCUUGAUAAUAAUCUGUUAUUAUAUUUAGCCUGUGAUGUCUAUUUAAUAAGUCAGGGACCAUUUCAAGUUUUAUUGUCAGUGUACAAACAGAUUUUAAUUUGAGCAACUUUUAAGGUGAAGUGUAUAUUAUUGUGUAAAAUCGAAUACGUACGUAUAUUAUUUCAUUUAUAAAUCGCUAAAACUAAAA
This is a messenger RNA of Patella vulgata (common limpet), 3117 nucleotides long. Its product is annotated as dual specificity tyrosine-phosphorylation-regulated kinase 2. Gene Ontology annotation, molecular function: ATP binding; protein serine/threonine kinase activity; protein serine/threonine/tyrosine kinase activity. Bases 237 to 1943 code for a protein of 568 amino acids. The record is from RefSeq and is a predicted model, not a curated record. The transcript has a single exon. Gene Ontology annotation, biological process: peptidyl-serine phosphorylation; peptidyl-threonine phosphorylation. Gene Ontology annotation, cellular component: nucleus. Lineage: Eukaryota; Metazoa; Mollusca; Gastropoda; Patellidae.